Nothobranchius furzeri (turquoise killifish) is the source of this 1918-nucleotide messenger RNA. Its product is annotated as serine/threonine-protein phosphatase 4 catalytic subunit B. Gene Ontology annotation, cellular component: cytoplasm; nucleus. Gene Ontology annotation, molecular function: protein serine/threonine phosphatase activity. Gene Ontology annotation, biological process: double-strand break repair via homologous recombination. Lineage: Eukaryota; Metazoa; Chordata; Actinopteri; Cyprinodontiformes; Nothobranchiidae. The record is from RefSeq and is a predicted model, not a curated record.
GGUGGCGUCAGCCCCAUGCCUAGAAUGUUUUAACACUGGUUUGGUCUAGAUGCGUGGUUCGGUUUGGAGGCUGGAACCGGCGACAACACCGGAAGUGACACCAGGUCGUUGGCGUUGAGAUCAGCGAGCAGGACUAGCUAGCUAAACCGGCAAAGGAUACCGGGGGAGGGAGAGGAGCCGGUCAACGAAAGAAUCAUCAGCCCCACGGGAUGAAACAUUGAUUGCCGUCUUCAAACACACUCUAACACGAUCAUUAUCACCAUUACCAAAGCCACCCAGAUUAAAGCAGCCGUCUCUGUAAAGGAAGGAGUCCUCUAUUUUAUUCCGUGGUUGCUCUGUGGGCUAGGAGCAUACAUCUGAGUGUGUGGACGGUGUGUAACUAGCUCUCUCUAUGUGUGUGACAAUGGGAGACAUCAGUGACCUGGACCGACAGAUAGAGCAGCUCAGGCGCUGUGAGCUCAUCAAGGAAAAUGAAGUCAAAGCAUUGUGUGCCAAAGCCAGAGAAAUCCUGGUUGAAGAAAGCAAUGUCCAGAGAGUAGACUCUCCUGUCACGGUGUGUGGCGAUAUUCACGGUCAAUUCUAUGACCUGAAAGAGCUCUUCAGAGUUGGUGGCGAUGUUCCAGAGACUAACUACCUCUUCAUGGGUGACUUUGUGGAUCGAGGCUUCUACAGUGUGGAGACUUUUCUUCUGCUUCUAGCUCUUAAGGUGAGGUAUCCAGACAGGAUAACUCUAAUCCGGGGAAACCACGAGUCUCGACAAAUUACCCAGGUCUAUGGCUUCUACGACGAGUGUCUUCGCAAGUAUGGCUCAGUCACCGUUUGGAGAUACUGCACUGAGAUAUUUGACUAUUUGUCCCUGUCUGCUAUCAUUGAUGGCAAGAUCUUCUGCGUGCACGGUGGUUUGUCUCCCUCAAUCCAAACAUUAGACCAGAUCAGGACCAUUGACAGAAAGCAGGAAGUGCCCCACGACGGACCCAUGUGUGACCUUUUGUGGUCAGACCCUGAAGACACCACAGGGUGGGGCGUGAGUCCCAGAGGGGCUGGCUACUUGUUUGGGAGUGACGUGGUGGCGCAGUUCAAUGCUGCCAAUGAUAUUCACAUGAUUUGUCGAGCACACCAGCUGGUGAUGGAGGGCUACAAGUGGCACUUCAACGAGACGGUGCUCACUGUGUGGUCUGCACCCAACUACUGCUACAGAUGUGGCAACGUGGCAGCCAUCUUGGAGCUGGAUGAGCAUCUACAGCGUGAGUUCAUCAUAUUCGAGGCAGCGCCGCAAGAGACCAGAGGGAUCCCCUCCAAAAAACCAGUAGCAGACUAUUUUCUGUAAAGAUCUUCAGACAGGUGGCCGCGACGUGUCAAACCGCGGCACCAUCCUGCACCGGCACACCCCCACCCGCCGUCCUGCUGCUGGACCAGUCUGAACUCACAGCGUUUGGUAAAACGUGGCAGCCUCGGCCUGAAGAGCUGCCUGAACCAGACGGAGCAGUCAGCAUGGGAGGGUUGGGGUGGUGCUGAUCUACUCCCACCCACUGCUCAUCACAUUCUCCUUUCACACACGUUGGUGGAUUUUUAUGGUUAAUACGGUCACUUAGUUUUAGGACUAACGGAGUAAAAAAUGUUUAUUUUCCAAAAUCUGCAGGUUUAGGACAUUUUUACAGUUUUAUCAUUCGAUGAAUUAUUUCAGUGCUUUGAUUUAGUCUAACUGUUGCUGCCAGGACAACAUUCAGGAUGCCCUGUCACACCCAGUACUGCUGUUCAGUACCACACAUGUAAUCAGAAAAGCCACGGCGCUUUUUUCUACUCAUUUUAAUCCGCUCAUUUCUCUAGCUGUCAGUUUUGAUAUUGUGAGAAUAAAGUUUUUGUAUCGUUGAUGUGGGUGUGACUUCAUGACCUGCAAAUAAACACACCUGGGAUCAGU